Penicillium daleae is the source of this 1005-nucleotide messenger RNA. RefSeq lists its product as uncharacterized. The transcript is spliced from 3 exons. Gene Ontology annotation, molecular function: RNA binding. Bases 1 to 1005 code for a protein of 334 amino acids. NCBI's taxonomy places the organism in Eukaryota, Fungi, Ascomycota, Eurotiomycetes, Eurotiales, Aspergillaceae. The record is from RefSeq and is a predicted model, not a curated record.
AUGGGCGACAAGAAGCGCAAGCUCGCCGAGGAUGCCCCGGCCGAUGAGGUCGCUCCGGAGGGCAAGAAGAUGAAGAAGGAGAAGAAGGACAAGAAGGAGAAGCGCAAGGCCGAGAAGGAGGUAGAGGUCGAUGCCGUCCCUGAGAUCUCUGUGCAGGAGAAGAAGGAGAAGAAGGAGAAGAAGGACAAGAAGGACAAGAAGGAGACGAAGGAGAAGAAGGAGAAGAAGGAGAAGAAGGAGAAGAAGGAGAAGAAGGAGACGAAGGAGACGAAGGAGAAGAAGGAGACAAAGGAGAAGCGCAGUGCUGAUAAAGCCAACCUGGACGAGGAGGCUAGAGCCGCGAAGAAAGCUGCCAAGAGAGCCAAGUACGACAAGAAGACUUCUAAAGAAGACUCUGCGACGAACGGAGACAAGAAUGAGAACGAGGCCGACGCUCCAGCUACUGCUGAUGCUGAUGCUGAUGCAAGCGCUGAGACCGCCGACGCCGACAACAACGUCUCACAGAAAAACUCCCGUUUCAUCUGUUUCGUCGGAAACUUGCCCUACUCCGCAACCCAUGAGUCCCUCAGCAAGCACUUUGAGAAGAACCCCCCGGCCGAAAUCCGCGUCGCAACUAAGAAAGAAGCCCCCUCCAAAUGCCGCGGUUUCGCCUUCAUCGAAUUCGACAAUUACGAUCGCAUGAAGACCUGCCUCAAGCUGUACCACCAUUCCAUGUUCGACGAUGGCAAGUACCCGCCUCGCCGGAUGAAUGUUGAGUUGACUGCCGGCGGCGGUGGCGCCAACUCAGAGCACCGCAAGGCCAAAAUCCAAGCCAAGAACGAGAAACUCAAUGAGGAGCGCCAGCGCAACGCAAAGGAGACUAAGAAGGAUAAGAAUAAGCAUGAUAAGGUUAAGCCCGCGCGUUCCGGCGCUGCGGCUUCCGGCGCGAAUGCCGUUGCUGUCGAUGCUGCUGCUGAAGAUGACCGGUUCGCUGGUAUGCAUCCCAGUCGUCGGGGCCGGAUCUAG